AUGACAAGGUUUAACAAAGAAAGACUUCAAAUACCCGACCUUCACAUCACAGCGGCUAUCUCCGCCCUCACUUACGCCAUAAGAUGUGAAGCUUUCAAGAUGUCCUUAUCAAAGACCCCGCCGCAGACAGUGACCGAGCUCCUCACCCGAGCUAAAAAAUACAUUAAUAUGGAGGAAACACUGAAUCCAAGGAGACCUGGUCCUUUCUAUGAAAAGGCCGAGAACAAGAAACAACAUUAUCCCGUUUCUCGGCCUGAAUAUCCUAGGGAAAAGCGCAAGAAUGAAGGUCCUCCAGGGCCCCUCACCCGAUUAAACACAUCCAAGGCAAAUAUCUUAAUUGAGAUCAAAGAUAUGAAAGAAUUAAAGUGGCCUUCAAGAAUGAAGUCGCCCCCUGACACAAGAGAUAGGAGCAAAUAUUUCCUCAUUAAAAGAGGACUCUUAAGGAAUUACAUUGGUCAUGAUAAACGCCCGAGGAAUGACCGUGGCAAUCAGAAAGAGCCUGGAGCCGGAAGCAGUGCUCAACCCACUGCCGGGACCAUUAAUGUUAUCAUUGGAGGCAUAGCAUCUAGAGGAGACACAAAUAGUGGGCGAAAGCAAUAUGCCCGCCAACAUGCUCAUACCUCAAAGGAAUCCCACGAUAAACUUGAAGACAUUACCUUUGGAGCAAGAGAUUUGGAAGGAGUAUCAUAUCCUCAUGAUGAUGCCUUGGUCGUCUCUGCAAUUGUGGCUAACUUUGAAGUAAAGAGGAUUUUGGUUGAUAAUGGAAGUGCAGCAAACAUACUAUCACAGGAGGCUUUCGCUAAAAUGGGGCUCUCUCCCAAACAGCUCAAAGCAGUAAAAACUCCUCUACAGGGAUUUGGUGGUAGAGUCAUUAUCCCUGAGGGCAUCAUCGAGCUAUCGCUUACAUUAGGUUCUAGUAAUACACAAGUGACGGAGAUCACACCAUUCCAAGUGGUUAAUACCCCUAUGGCUUACAACAUCAUUCUCGAAAGGCCCCUACUAAAUAAGAUCCAGACUAUUGUAUCCACUUUCCACCUGGCCAUGAAGGUCCCAACAGGCCAUGGCAUUGGAACUGAGCUCAAGCCAAGAAGUAAACUUGCCCCGGUUGAGGAAUUGGAAGUGACCGAGCUCGAGCACGAAAAAACGGUAACUAUUGGUCGGGAUCUCAAGGCCAGCCUCUGGGAGAAAGUCAUCAAUUGUCUAUCCCGCAACAUCGAUAUUUUUGCAUGGAAGGUUAAGGAUAUGCCAGGGAUAGACCCUGAAGUAGCUGUCCAUAGACUCAAUAUAAGCUCAGGGCCCAAACCUGUUAAGCAAAGGAAGAAGCAGUUUGCGUCGGAAGACGUGUGGUCAUUUAGGAAGAGGUCGGCAAACUG
Molecule: messenger RNA, 1373 nt
Organism: Olea europaea var. sylvestris
Lineage: Eukaryota; Viridiplantae; Streptophyta; Magnoliopsida; Lamiales; Oleaceae
Exons: 3
Source: RefSeq, a predicted model, not a curated record